AUGAGUUCUAAACAAGGCGAAGAUAAGAAAACGGUCGAGAAAGAGUUUGUGUAAGUGCUUGUUUUAAAACUAACAUAUAUAUUAUGUGUAAUGCUUAUUUUGAACACGAUAUAAAAUAAGUGGCAUGCCGAUCGUAGGUUAAAAUAGGUAAUGAUUUUAAAUAGAGUUUACUGUACAUUUAUAACAUAUGUGCUAAAAACAAUUCGGCAAAAUUGUUUAAUUGCAUUUGCAUAAUAUUGUAAUAAAUUAGGUUUCAAUUGCAAAGUGCACUAAAAUAGAGUUAGCUCUCCGCGGUGAAUUAAUAUUUCAGGAGUGGGUAUACUGUUGAUAACUCUAUUUUCCCGAAAAUCAAAAAUCACCUCUCCGCACAACUACGCAAGGGCGCCCACAAGGGAUGAAGGGGGGCGACUUCCCCUCUAGCUUUCCAGCAGGCCAAAAUAAUUAUAUCCGAAUUCAAUAUCUGGAAAUCUCAAAAUUCAUUAUCACAGGUACCAAGGUGUAUUGAUAUUUAUCAAUACUUCAUCAACCCACAUCGAUUGGUAUCUAAUUUAUUAUCGCAAUAUACGAUGUUUUAUGUCCUAUAUGAUCUGAAAUCGGUACCAACCACUACAGACUAUUAAUUUGUGGACAGCUGACUUGCGGUUCUCUUAUGUAUGAAAAUCGUUUAUUUAUCCGGAUUAUGUUUAAUGUGCUAGUGUACAUAGGAAAAAAAAAAAUCAAAGAACUUAAUUUAACAGAAAAAGUUGUUGAUGAAUUUGAGAAAAAUAAAAUACAAUUGCAAUUUUUGUUCAGUUAGUUACUGCAAGUGUACAAUUCAAUAUUAUAUUAUUAUAAUACCAUUAAAAUGUUUAGAAAAUACCGAAGUAUAAUACGUUAACAAAAGUGUUUAAAUUAUUAAUUCAAAUUAAGGCCGUCUCCCCCUCUAAAUUUUCACGUCCGGCCGUCCUUGCAAUUACGAUAUAAUAAUAAUUAUUAAUUGAAAUAUAACGUAACAUUUAAAUAUUUCAGGCCUACUCCUCGUCCAGGCGGUUUGUUAAAAAUAAAAUUAGAUGUUAAAGAGAAAAAGAAAAAAGUACUCCAAUUCGACAAAUAUCAAAAUAUUAUUAGUCGAGUGGAGGAUAUGGAAAAAGAAAAGUACAAAACAGAGAAGUCCGUUGCUAAAAAUCCAAUACCACCUAAGAUUACGCCUAUUAGAAAUUUAAAUUUACCCAAAAUUUCGCAAGAAUCGCUGUUCGAGAAAUAUCUGGUCGAAAACGACGAUAUCGGUGAGCAUUAUAAUUAAUAAAUACAUUACGUUCGAAUUGUGUCCGAAAAUGAUAUUUUGGUCGAAUUACAUCUGCGGUCUGUAUUUUCGUCCAACAUUUUAACGUGGUUUUAUAUUUGUUUUAAAUCCCGAGCGGAGUGUAAUGUGAUAAUUUUUCCAUAUGCAUUUUAAGUUUGCGCUUUGACGAAAAUCGGUAAAAAAAUCCAUUACUUUAAAACGCGUUCGACCUUCGCACUUUGCUCGGAAUCUUAUUCGGUCCGAUUUUUAUUAAACUCAUUACUGAACUCGUGAAAACGUUCGCGGAACCCUCUCCCCCCCACUAUUUCCGAGCUUGUGUAUUCUGAUGUUCGUCGUUUACAUUAUCACAACAUUAGGUUCUUUACGUGUUGCGUGUACCGAUAAUUAUUAUUACCAUUUCCGUAAAUCCUAAAGUCAAUAUAAAACGUUUCGUUUUUUUUUUUUUUUUAUUUCGCGUACAGACAAUAGCGGCGAUUAUGAAAGAUGGUUAGACGAAACCGCGCCGGCGAAUAGCACCAAUCUAAUGGACAACCUGGAAGAAGCCAUUAAUCUGAUUGUAAUGUUGGCGUCCAAUCCGGAUGCGCCUACUAAGGAUUUCGACGAAAUGCAAGCUAUUUCGGUCAUACAAUUUCUGCGCACAAUCAAAACGUCGUCCGGCCAGUACGAGCCGAAUAAUUCGAGCUUGAUGGAUUACAUUGACAGUAAAGGCGUCGAUUUCCAUAAAAAUUAA
Messenger RNA from Cinara cedri, 2012 nucleotides. NCBI's taxonomy places the organism in Eukaryota, Metazoa, Arthropoda, Insecta, Hemiptera, Aphididae. The record is from the annotation of a GenBank genome assembly.